AGUAUUGGUUGUUUCCUUUUCUUUUCCUACCUGGCUCUUUCACCGGCAGUGUCAUUGAGCAACAUACGGAACUGGGGAUAUGUUUACUGUUCGCCACGUAUGGAUUAUAUGGCUGGAGAUUUAGUUAACAACCUUUAAGAACUCUUCUGCUUGAAAUGUUCAUCCCACUGCCUGGCUGUGAUUCAGUCUCAGCACGUCCCACUUAAAGCUGCUCUAUGGAGGAUGGAGGACUUGGCACUGAAUCCUCGGAAGUACGGGUUGAGUAUAACUCCUCACAGAGCAGGACAGCGCCCGAGUUCAGAGUGUACAAGAGAAGAUGGUUCAUAUUACUGGUACUUUGCGUGUUAAACUGCUCUAAUUCAGUGCUAUGGCUGACCUUCGCCCCUGUGGCGGACCAGACAGCAGAGCAUCUGCAUGUGACUCUGGACCAGGUCAACUGGCUCUCUGUGGUCUACAUGGUGGUGGCCAUCCCUCUGAGCUUCAUCACCACGUGGAUGCUAGAUACACUGGGACUACGGCCCACUAUGAUUCUGGGCUCGUGGCUCAACAUGGCUGGCAGUGUAGUGAGGGUGGUGGGUGUGCUCAGCUAUCUGCCAGAGAAUACAAUGUUCCCCGUGGUGAUGGCUGGGCAGACUCUGUGCUCUCUGGCCCAGCCUCUGGUAAUCUUCUCCCCUACCAAACUAGCAGCUCUGUGGUUCCCCGAGCACCAACGCGCUACGGCUAACAUGAUCGCCUCAAUGUCAAAUCCUCUUGGGCUGCUUUUUGUUAAUAUCUUCUCCCCAAUGAUCCUUAGUAGAACCAAUAACCUUUUCAUGCUGCUCCUUAUAUAUGCUAUACCUGCCAUCGUCAUCUGUUUCCUAGCAACAGUGGGCAUCCAAAAGAGCGUUCCCCCAACGCCACCUUCUGCCAGCGCAGACACCUCCAGCUCUGAGCCUUUCCUACAAGGGAUUAAACUGCUGCUGACAAAUAAAGCCUAUAUGAUCCUGUUGGUGUGUUUCGGCUCAGGCAUCGGCAUCUUCACCUGUUUCGCCACACUGCUCGAGCAGAUUCUCUGUGUCAAAGGCUAUUCGAAUGACUUUGCAGGAUUGUGUGGCGCGCUCUUCAUCGUGUCCGGAGUGAUUGGAGCUGCUUUCCUUGGCCUUUUUGUGGACAAAACAAAGCUGUUCACAGAAUCUAUCAAAAUCAGCAUGUGCCUUACAUCUCUGUCCUGCACCGCGUUUGCAGUGGUUUCUCAGUUGGAGGAGCAGAAAGUCAUAAUUGGUGCAGUUUUUGCUCUUUUCGGCUUAUUCGGAUUCGCCAGCUAUCCAGUUGCCAUGGAGCUGUCAGUCGAGUGCUCUUACCCAGUUGGAGAGGCAACAUCAGCAGGGCUCGUGUUUAUUUCCGGGCAGAUCCAGUCCAUUGUGUACACCAUGCUCUUACCAGCUCUGACCACAAAACUGGCCCACUCUCCUCUGUCCGUGUGCGCUGCAGGUGAUGAUGCCAACCUGAGCUGGAUGGUGCCUGUGCUGGUGAUGGCUGGAUUGUGUUGUUUAGCUUCCUGCACUUUCGUCGUCAUCUUCCACACACAGUACCGGCGACUCAACGCAGAGGCUGACGCAGUCAAAACCCACUCCGCACAAACAGAGACAGAAGGAAUGACGAAGAGAAGCACAGAUGCAUGAUGGGACACCACCUCUAAGCAAAGCAUCCGGCAGCAUAUAUAUGAAAAGUCAGCAGCAGAAACCACUGACAAGUUCCUGUGUACUGUAACAGUAACUUUUACCUCAUGAUGGCAUUUUAAAAACGUUUCUGAACUCAGGCGUUUUUAAAUGUAGGAUUGUUACUUUCUAAAUAUUUUAAAACAAUGCGCAUUUUUAACAUGGUCAUUCAGUUACGGUUACUAAUUUUACAUGCUCGGGUACAAACUAAAGCCUAAAUAUUUUGACACAUCAACCUUACGAUUUUUUUUAAAAAAAAAUUUAUCAUGGUAUUUCAUUUUCUAAACAGCACCAAACAAAAAUAGGUCAAAAUUUCAAAAGCAGUGAUUCUGAUUACAUGAAGUGGUGUGAACUAUGGGACAUGCAGCAUAGACCUCAAUGGUGGUUGUUUUUUUUGUUUUUUUUUAAAUACUUAUUUUAUUUAUAAUAUUAUGAAUGAAAUGAGUGUAUACAUAUGUAUGAGACCAGGGGUCUUACAAGAAUGAAUGCAAAAGAACCACAAAUUGGGUCUACUGAGUGGAUCAUAGCCAAAUAAAUGUGUUAAUAAUAAUAAUAAUAAUAAUUAUUAUUAUUAAGUCUCUAAGUGUAUUUUUAACAUGCUAAAAUACUUGUAAAAGGUCAUUUGAAUAUUUUGACAUUUGUUUUUCUUUAAAAUGGGAAAAAGAUGAGGCAAGCCUCUUUUAUUAAAAAAAAAAAAAAAAAAGUUUUAUGCCAUUGAGAAUUCAAAGUUUAACUCUAGACAUUAAAUAAACAUGGUGCAUUUGCUCACAACACAUGA
Molecule: messenger RNA, 2475 nt
Organism: Ictalurus punctatus (channel catfish)
Lineage: Eukaryota; Metazoa; Chordata; Actinopteri; Siluriformes; Ictaluridae
Gene: slc49a3
Product: solute carrier family 49 member 3
Exons: 10
Coding region: 216-1661 (481 amino acids)
Biological process (GO): transmembrane transport
Cellular component (GO): membrane
Molecular function (GO): transmembrane transporter activity
Source: RefSeq, a predicted model, not a curated record